GGUGUUAUGAUUUUGUUCACAUUCUGUUUACCAUAUUGUGCUUUAUUGGCGGAAUCUUUCCGUGAUAACCAUGGAGGAAGUGCCCGCCAGCCCGGAAUCGCUGAGGCAACGAAGAUCUGGUAGAAAAACGAAUUACUUUAAACGACGUAAAAGAUCGUCUCUGAUUUGCGACAAGAAUAUCACGGAGAGUACAAAAUGUCCCGCCACUGGUGGUACCAGUUCACUGACGAAUGCACCAGAGCGGGUUGAUACGACCGAACCGGUAGUGUAUUCCGUUAAACAGACGGAUAUUAAUUUGCUUUAUUUCGACGAUGAUAGUGACAUCGAGUUUGUAAAUGAAGAUCCACUUGCUUCGGCUAGAAUGUUGGAAAAGGCCAACCAAAUCGAACUGGAUGGUAAGGUUCAGCAUUCGGAGGAAUUCCUCCUGAAUGUUAGGAACAGAUUUGUGAAAAUAAAAGAUCUCAUCGAGCCUGAAAAUAGUACUGUCAAGGUAGAAGUCAAGCAGGAAACAAGUGUUCAGACUCCCAAGAAAGCGAAUUAUAGCUACACUCAAUUUGACUUGGAUUCGGAAAUGUUAGGUGUUUGUGAAGCUGCCGAUAUUCUAGCUAGUCUAAAUAAAAACCCAAUCGACGAAAUAAAAGAUUGGAACAGUCCUUCAAAGAGUGUAGUUUGCAACAAAACACCAGAAACGCUCACCUCUGUAGCUGCCGGAAAGAAUCGUUGGAGUAACAUCCGUCAAUGUUCUUUGUUUAGAGAUUGUACAAGAACUUCGGAUGGUUGUCCUAGUCCUAGCCGGAUGAAUGCAUUGACAUACACUAUCGUGAAUGAUUUCAGUGAUGAUGGCACUGAGACGGAAACGAAUAUAGAUUAUUCGAAAAUCAAGUCGGAACGAUUGCGGCGACGAUUGAUAAAAAUUCAAAGUGAUAUCAACAGUCCACCUCAGUUGGUGAAUAAAUCCAGUAUUCGAAGAACAUAUUCUAGAAAAAAACAAGUGCGUAAAAGGACUAGUACUCCAAGAAUGGCUGCUGUUCGACGACUAAGUUACGAGGAUAAGGAUUUUUCAUCAGAUGAUGAAAUCAAAAGUUUUGAAAGUUUGGAUACCGACUCUGUCGAUGAAAUACCGCAAGAAACCCCGUGCAAUUCAGAUGACAAUUUGGUGUCUAGUUUUUUGAUCAAGGAAAAUUUGAGACAAUUAUCUCAGAUCUUCUCACGAUCGAACAAUUCACAGGAGAAGUCCGAGCAAGAUUCGGGCUCUCUGAAUCGAGAGCUGCCAUUCAACAGAUUCUCCCCUGAGUCAACCAAACCCAUUUCCCUUCCAGCUUCGAAAAGUAACGAAUCUCUGCACAUUCUGAAAGUGGACUGGCUGUUUCGGAGUGAUUCUGAAUCGGAACGUGAAUACUGCUCCGAAAUGAACGAAGAACACAAUUUCGACGGAGUGCAUCGGUUGCUGGACGACGACGAUGAUUUUUUGGUACAGCUAAAUUCGUCACCGAGAAAUGAAUAUGCUGAUUCCAUGAUAGUGAAGGUUGAAAUAAAUAUGGCAGUCUCAAAGGUUGUGCAAUCAAAUAAUCCAAUAUCUACUAAAAGAUGUAUUCCUCCGUUAGCCGAUAUUGACCAUGACCGCGAAAUACUUGCCAGUAAACGUUAUAAAACAAAAACCACUAAACCUCCAACGUCUACUGCGGGUGACUUCCCAUCGGCCUCUGUAAGUACCACGCAUAUUACGGGAAACAUUCCCUUGGAAAAUCUUCCCGAGAAAGACGCAUGCGCUCCGGUGAACACCGACGUAGUGCCACCUGUCGUAGGAUUUAGCACGGCAAGAGGAAACAAGAUUGCGGUGUCCGAGGAAGCGCUUCAGAAAGCGCAAGUUUUAUGGGAAGAUUUCGAUGAUUAUCCAUCUAAAGCUGAGUCAGCUUCGAGCAAGAUUCUUGCGAAAAAUGUAGCAAUGCCACCUUUUGUAGGAUUCAAUACAGCAGGAGGGAGCUCGAUUGCAGUGUCUAAGGGUGCGUUCGAAAAAGCUAUAACAUUAUGGAAUAAUUUGGAAACUGAAAUGACUUCGAAUGAUGUCCCUGCAAUAAAAGAAGAGGUGCCAUUUUGUGCAGGUUUCAGCACAGCAGGAAGAAGUACAAUAGCAGUAUCAAAAGAUGCACUUGAGAAAGUAAAAACUUUUUGGAAUGAUUUCGAAGAUUCUACUAACGAUGAGAAGAAAGCCAUUCCAUCUUCCAUUGGAUUUACCACGGCAGGAGGAAACACUAUAGCAGUGUCUAACAAUGCAUUAGAGAAGGCCAAAUUUUUGUGGAAUAAUUUAGAAGAUUCACUGAAGGAUGAAAAGUCUCCGAAAAAAGGAGAGGUGCCAUCUUUUGCAGGAUUCAAAACGGCAGGGGGAAGCACAAUAGCGAUAUCAAAGGAUGCACACGCGAAAGCAGAAGCCUUAUGGAGUGAUUUCGAACAUUUUCCUUCUAAAGAUGAGAAAGCUUCGAACUACAUUUUUGCGAAAAAGGAAAAAAUGCCACCUUUUGCAGGAUUCAGUACGGCAGGAGAAAGCUCGAUAGUAGUGCCUAAGGGUGCGCUUGAGAAGACUCAAACUUUAAGGAAUAAUUUUGAUGAUGACAUGUCUUCAGAUAGUGUUCAUGUGAAAAAAGAAAAGGUGCCAUCUUUUGCAGGAUUCAGAACGGCAGGAGGAAGCACAAUAGCGAUAUCUGCGAAUGCAAUCGAGAAAACAAAAGCUUUAUGGAAUGAUUUAGAAGUUCCAUCCAGAGAUGAGAUGGCCUCGAACGAAAUUCUUGCAAAUAAGAUGAAAUUUCGAACUGAAACAGUGGAACGUAACCAAACGAGUACCGAUGUGGUGCCACCAUUCGCUGGAUUCAGCACGGCAGAAGGGAACACGAUAACGGUGCCUCAAAAUGCACUUGAUAAGGCUAAAACUCUGUGGAACGAUUGCGAUGAUUCAUUCGUGAACGAAAAAUCCUCGAGCAAUGUUCUUGCGCAGAAUGUUCCGUGUCGAAAUGAAACGUUAAAACGUGUCCCAGAUGAGGAUUGCGACCCGAAGACUCCAAGUAAGCGCUUCAAACUAAAUGACGCGAGAAAUGUUACCCGGUUUUCAACAAGCACUCCGAACUUCCCUCUGAAAGGUCCACAUCCAGAGGGACAACAGGCCGAUGAAAUAGUCGCAGUGGAGCAGUUUUUCGCAGAUCUGGAUGAUCGAGAAUUCCAGCAUAUGCUCUGUGGAAGUGAAACUGUUUCCACGAAUUCUAACAGAGCACGACCACUCAAGCAGGUUUGCUUGAUGAACCGCUUUGAGGAGAACAAUCCCUCCGAAUUGAGCUUAUCGGGGGUUGUCCAGUGGGAUGAUAGCUUUGGCGAAGCGGUAGCUAAUCUUAGCGCAGGUGUAACGGAUGGGCUGAAGCCUGCUCAGCAUAUCUUGGAUGCUCGGGGACAAGCCAGGAAGCGUCAGAUGGAAUACAUAAAAACGAAACCGGAGUCCGAACGGAAGCCAAGAAUGAAUGUAUUUGUGGAGAAGAAACUUCAAAGCGAGCGGUGUACAAUCCAGAAAUAUGUUGGAGGUUGUAAACCAUCCCCAAAAGAUCUAGGUGAUGUUUCGGAACGGAUUAGAAUGGUAACAGCAGAAAACGUUGCGAAUUUCAAGUUCGACAUGGUCAGCUUAUACGGCCGAAGUCACUGUUUGGAAAACAUCGAUGGCUUUCCUUUGGGGGAUCCCGACGCCACCAUUAACCUGAUAGAAGACGAUUACUGUCAGGCUGGGCUGCGCGAAAUCAGUUCAACUUUUCUCGCUGCUCCUGGGAUCGAUCCGACUCUCGUACCAGAUGGAUGGAUCGAAAAUGCGUGGAAAUGGAUUGUUCUAAAAUUAUCCUCCAUGGAGCGAAAUCUUUCAUCACACUUCCACGGAAUAACAACCCCUGAUAAUGUGUACAAUCAGUUACUGUAUCGUUAUCAUGUGGAAAUUAACUGCGUAAAGCGAUCUGUGAUACGGAAGAUGUUGGAAAAAGAUGACAUACCUAGUAAACGGAUGGUUCUUUUCGUGUCUCGAGUGUUCAGGGGUCAGAGCCUGUUUGAAGCAGAAAUUGAACUGAGUGACGGCUGGUACGCUUUGAGAGCAAUCAUAGACCCCCCUUUGACGCUGGCUAUCUCCAAAGGGAUGAUAGCGGUGGGGACUAAACUGAUGAUCCAAGGCGCAGAACUAGUGAACUUAACCGAAGGAUGCACGCCUUUGCAGUUGCCAAGCGAUGUAAGACUGAGAAUCCAUGCUAACUCCACUCGCAGGGCUAGAUGGUUCUGCAAAUUAGGGUUGUAUGAAGUGCCUAAUAGCUUUCUCGUACCUUGCAAUAACAUUUUGGAUAAUGGCGGACUCGUGACCAGAUUGCAGGCGGUUGUGAUCCGCGUCUAUCCGAUGUUGUAUGUUGAUCAGACAAAAAACGGCAGCUUGGGAUCAGUUUUACGAUCGGAACGUGCAGAGCGUCGAUGUUCAGUAACGAACGAUGCCGCGAGGUUCGAAAAUUUCCAGAAGCUCUUCAGUCAGAUUCAAAAAGAGAUAGAAGUCGAGAAGAGUGAAAAACUCGUUCAUAAAUCGAAGAGCUUGCUUUACAAAUCUGCGUCAACAGCAGAGCUGUUGGAAUUAAUUGAUGCUGGUCUUGAUAUCUCAUGCAUUGAGAUUGAUAUCAGUGCAACGCAGAGAGAUGUUAUACUGGAACAUCACCGACGCAAACAGGAAGAAAAUUUACAGGAAAUAAAUCGACGCGUGAAGGAACGUAUGAAAGAUCAGAAUAGAAGACAAAAUGUAACACCAAUGCUCAAAGCUCGUGUAAUGGAUGCCCGAGCCCCCGAUAAGAUCCUACUUUUGACAAUAUGGCGUCCGCCUGAACAUCUCAACGAAAUUAUUCAAGAGCGUAAAAUAUUAGAAAUCUGCAAUACGAAAGCAAAUGGUACCAGAAAUGGAGAGCUGCAACUUACAGCAGGGAAAAGCUGUACCUACAACUUGUUGAAUCAGCCGCAAAUUGAGCUGCCCGUUGAGCGGUUUAGAAAGCUCACAAAAAUAUCGGAAAUUGAUGUCACGAACUUUCGUCCUCCAUUCAAUGAACUUGACACUAUUGGUGUUGUUGUUCAUAUUGGUAAUUUUGAGGCCAACAGAUUUCAAACGAUUUACGUCGCGAAUCUUAGUAUGAACUUACUUCGCAUUAAUUUCUGGUCUGGAAUCAGAGCGUUUGCUUACGAAGAUGUGGUAAAGCCGCUGGCAGUUCUUUGCAUCUCGAAUCUACAAUGGCGACCAAUUAAUGCUUCCAGCGUAAUUCCUAUCGCAUUCGCCUCCGAAUGUACCACAUUUAGUGAGAGUUCGAAAGCAAUUCAUUUCGUAGAUGAAUUACAAAAUUUUCACUCUUCACUGGCUACCAUCGAUUUGGAACUAUUUUCUAAUGAGUGCUGUCAGAGAAUUGAACAAAUCAAAGAGAGAAAUCUGUCGCGAAUAUCAAAUGGUCGAACAUCAAUGCAAAAUCGUCACGGAACGUCUUCCAUCGAGUGUUCAACUCCUCUCAGAUCUGUUCUAAGCAGUAUUAAUUCAACAGAACAAACCCGUACUCAUCCUUCACCAAGCGUUGGACAGUCCACCAGUUUGCAAAAGCGCAAAAUUGAGCAGUUAGCUGCCGCUUACAAAAGUCCACCAAAAUUAUCCCCAAUCAUAAUGCGCAGCAACCCUCGCGCGCGUAGAAGCUUUAAAACUCCAGCUAGGCUGGAUAGACGAAUCGAAUCAACCCACAGGGACGACACAUUAUAGUAUUUGUUGAAAAUAUGUUAUUGUUAGAUCGUUGGUUUCUAGGUUAACAAAUCGCAAUGAAUUGUUUUAGUUUUAGUAAAGUAUUUCUAUUCGUUA
Messenger RNA from Toxorhynchites rutilus septentrionalis, 5881 nucleotides. Its product is annotated as breast cancer type 2 susceptibility protein homolog. Gene Ontology annotation, biological process: double-strand break repair via homologous recombination; regulation of DNA-templated transcription. Lineage: Eukaryota; Metazoa; Arthropoda; Insecta; Diptera; Culicidae. The coding region runs from base 71 to 5785 and encodes 1904 amino acids. The record is from RefSeq and is a predicted model, not a curated record. The transcript is spliced from 6 exons.